Messenger RNA from Chiloscyllium plagiosum (whitespotted bambooshark), 1265 nucleotides. RefSeq names its product zona pellucida-binding protein 2-like. Gene Ontology annotation, cellular component: extracellular region; zona pellucida receptor complex; acrosomal vesicle. Lineage: Eukaryota; Metazoa; Chordata; Chondrichthyes; Orectolobiformes; Hemiscylliidae. The record is from RefSeq and is a predicted model, not a curated record. Gene Ontology annotation, biological process: binding of sperm to zona pellucida; acrosome assembly.
GUAGCUCUGUAGUUGUACCCGUAUACUUCACCCUGAUUCGUAAAUAUGAACAAAUAGUUGUGGAAACAUUCAUUGAACCAUACAUAUGAACAUAAUAAGAAGCCAUUGGUGAAAAAUCGUCGAAGAUCCAGCUGUCGGGGUGGGGAGGGUGUUGUCACUUGCGGGCGGCGGCUGGAGACGGCGUGGCGCAUGCCUGGAGUUUCCCGCUCGUGGCGGGGGGUGGGCAGUGCGCGGGCACGGUGGCUGUCGGUUGGUGCGCGGCCAUGAGGACCCCGGCGGCUGCUGCAGCCCUCCGACUGGCGGCACUGGCGAUCGGGCUAUCAGCCAUGUUAGGCAGAGCCAUUGAAGUAAUUGACAUCACACAUGCUGAACAUAUCCAAGAAAUCUAUGGCAAUAGCAACAGACCAGUAAAAGUUUAUGUGAAGAUGUACCAUGACAGUCCAGCUCUUCUGUGUACAACUCAGGAGCUUUCAGAAAAAGAAUUAGUGGAUCCAUAUUUCAUAUGGGUGGGCCCAUCAGGAAGAAACAUAAAAGGGGAGCCUUAUGUGAGGAUAUCUGAAACAGGAAGCCUUGUACUGAGAUCCUUUGACAAAUUCAUGUCAGGAGAUUAUACAUGCACAGUUUCCUACAAGGAUGUUGAGAAGAACAAGGAGCUAUUCCUUGAUAUGAAGUUCUCAGUAUAUGGCUUCCGUGAACCUGACUAUUCAUUCAAGUUUUCAACUCGUUAUCACACUCACGAAUGCCAUGAUCCUUCCAAUAGCCGUUUUUUCCGUAAGUUCAAAUCAGUGGAGAAGGAGCUAAUUGCUGACCUGACCUGCAGAAUAACUGAUGUGGAAAUGAAAUGCCAUGUUGUCAAAGUACCACACAAAGGUCUAAUAACUGAACUCUUCAUUACAUUUAAAGUGGAUCCUUUUGGCUAUGGAUGGGAAGAAGUUUGCAGAAAAUUUUUACAUGACUGUGAGGAUGAAACGAACAGGAGAGUCGAAAAGGCCCGAAAUCGUAUUGAAGCUUUCUUCAAGAAGCAGAGUAUUGCAUUGGACAAAAUGAAGGAUAACAUGCCCACCUUUUAUUACAUUGCAAAUUCGCUGAAAACAGUCCGAGUGGAUCAUUGUCGCCCAGGGUUUGGAAAAAAUAAAUUAACCCACUUGGAUUGUUCUGAAUGCUGUGUGGUUUGUGAUCACGGAAUGUACAGUCCGAAUAAUGAUGUGUUCUGUAGACCCUGCACCAGUGUCAAGAUUAAUUACUAUGGAGCAACUGCCUGCUAA